GGUGGUGCAAGCAUCGACAAUGGUGGAUAGAAUUGUAGGAGAAAUCUCUUGAUGGUACGGAAGAAGAACCAAGAAGGGGGUGAGAGCUUCGCGCUCGGUAUAAAUGUAGCCCGCGCAAGCUCGACCAAUCACUCGCCCUCUAACCUCCAAACUCCGCGCUACCAACAUCCCCCUCCUUAUUUAUUCAGUGAACAGCAACCCGCCACCUUCGACAGAAACUCGUGCCUCGUGACAACCUCGUGGUGGUUGUUUCUUCUUACUAAGAGAAUCCUCAAAAUAAGAAGAUCUGCCACAAGAUAUUCGUCUUCGAAGAUUUCCAACGCAAAAAUGUCGACGUUUAAAAAUUUCCUUCGACGAUGCAUCAUCUUUAUCCCUCUCUUCGUUUGCUGUGUUCAAGCAUGGUCGGACUACAGUUGGUUCGACGAUGUGGAUUGCGAAAAGUUUCCCUAUCAUCCUACUUGCCGAGGUCAGAUGUUGAGAAAACGAAUGAAUACAAUUGGACUUUAUAAAGAAUGCGAUGAAUCCAAAAGGGAUAGAAAUUGUUUGGACGGCGAAAUAAAAUCACAAGAGACGAAUCGACAUAUCGUCUCGAAUCCAAGAUCUAAAUUUUGGAAAAGUCUUCUCGAGAGCGGAGUCAGCCUGGAUACUAUCCACAAUAUCUAUGGUUCGGAUUAUGACAAACAAUCAAGAAGAAGGAAGUACAACAACCUAAGAAUACCGUUGAUCGAUGCGAUCUUCCCGUCAGACCUGACCAACUCGAACGACUAUUAAUUUGAAGAAUGGCGAAAUAAAUGUCAUGUGUUACGCGCAAAUAUCUCACAAAUUCUAAUUUUCUAUAAAUGCCUUACUCUUUUGCUCAUAUUUCAUACAUUGACUUUUAAUCUUAUUUACGUAUUGAAAUCUGUGUACAUUUAUUUCCUCGUGUAUAUGCAUAUAAAAAUUUUGAAAUUAAAAAUACGUACUGAUUUUCUUGAGAAGUAUAUCGAAGAAGAAGAAUUAUUUCCUUCCGCCUUGUCUUCUCCGCUUUGUGAAUAUAUUUUUACUAUUUUUCGCUUGUGAAAUAAAUAAAUAAUGUAGAACAACAA
This is a messenger RNA of Vespa mandarinia (Asian giant hornet), 1085 nucleotides long. RefSeq lists its product as uncharacterized. The record is from RefSeq and is a predicted model, not a curated record. Lineage: Eukaryota; Metazoa; Arthropoda; Insecta; Hymenoptera; Vespidae.